AUGGGUUCUCUCGGCAGCGCCGCGCAGCAGCAGCAGCAGCCGCAGCCGCACGCCGUGUGCCUGCCGUACCCGGCGCAGGGCCACAUCACCCCGAUGCUCAACGUGGCCAAGCUGCUCCACGCCCAGGGCUUCCACGUCACCUUCGUCAACACCGAGUACAACCAGGCGCGCCUCGUCCGGACCCACGGCGCGGCGGCCGUGGCCGGCCUCCCUGGCUUCCGCUUCGCCACCAUCCCCGACGGCCUGCCGCCGCCGGAGGACGAUGACGUCACGCAGGACAUCCCGUCGCUGUGCAAGUCCACCACGGAGACCUGCCUCGGGCCCUUCCGCCGCCUGCUCGCCGACCUCAACGACCCCGCGGCCACGGGCGGCCACCCGCCCGUCACCUGCGUCGUCUCCGACGUCGUCAUGGGCUUCUCCAUCGACGCCGCCAAGGAGCUCGGCCUUCCCUACGUCCAGCUCUGGACCGCCAGCGCCAUCAGCUUCCUCGGCUACCACCACUACCGCCUCCUCAAGAGCCGUGGCCUCGCCCCGCUCAAAAGCGUGGAGCAGCUAACGAACGGAUUCCUUGACACGCCGGUGGAGGACGUGCCGGGGCUGCGGAACAUGAGGUUCCGGGACUUCCCGAGCUUCAUCCGCACCACGGAUCCGGACGAGUACAUGGUGGGCUACGUCCUCCAGGAGACGGGGCGCUCGGCGGGCGCGUCGGCGGUGAUCAUCAACACCUUGGACGAGCUCGAGGGCGAGGCGGUGGCGGCCAUGGAGUCGCUGGGCCUGGCGCGCAAGGUGUACACGCUGGGCCCGCUGCCGCUGCUGGCGCGCGAGGACCCGCCCACCCCGCGCUCCUCCAUCAGCCUCAGCCUGUGGAAGGAGCAGGAGGAGUGCCUGCGGUGGCUGGACGGCCGGGACCCGGGCUCCGUCGUCUACGUCAACUUCGGCAGCAUCACCGUGAUGACCAACGAGCAGUUGGUGGAGUUCGCGUGGGGGCUGGCCAACAGCGGCAGGCCGUUCCUGUGGAUCAUCCGGCGCGACCUCGUCAAGGGCGACACCGCCGUGCUGCCCCCGGAGUUCCUGGCCGCGACGGCCGACCGCGGGCUCAUGGCCAGCUGGUGCCCGCAGCAGGCGGUGCUGGACCACCCUGCCGUGGCCGCGUUCCUCACGCACAGCGGCUGGAACUCCACGCUGGAGGCCAUGUGCGGCGGCGUGCCGGUCAUAAGCUGGCCCUUCUUCGCCGACCAGCAGACCAACUGCCGGUACCAGUGCAAGGAGUGGGGCGUCGGGAUGGAGAUCGACAGCAACGUCCGCCGCGACGCCGUGGAGAGCCUCAUCACUGAGCUCAUGGAGGGGGAGCAGGGGAAGGAGAUGAGGAGAAAGGCGAUGGAAUGGAGGGACAUCGCGAUCGAGGUGGCCAAGCCCGGGGGCACGUCUCACCGGAAUUUUGAUGACCUGGUUCGCAACGUGCUCCUGCCCAAGAACUAG
Molecule: messenger RNA, 1479 nt
Organism: Miscanthus lutarioriparius
Lineage: Eukaryota; Viridiplantae; Streptophyta; Magnoliopsida; Poales; Poaceae
Source: the annotation of a GenBank genome assembly